AUGAGUGGGGCAGAGACUUCACAAUCUGAGGAGCUAAUUCGAGGUAAAUGUGUCAUUAAGGGCAGACUACUUGAUGUAUUGUUUGAUUCGAGUGCUACGCACUCUUUUGUAUCUGUGAACUGUGUGAAGAGUCUGGGUUUGUAUGUGACUGAAUUUCCGUGUAACGUUGUGGUGACUACCCCUACGGAUAAGCCGGUUAUGACGAAUGGAUUGGGUAGCUGCCAACCAUGUGCUACUAGAUUUCAGAGAGAAGACAUUGAUCUUUGGUGCGUCAAUGACAGAAAUUCUGAGACUUUGGGUCAUGGUGCAUGGGAGAACACGGUGAACGUUAAGGCCUUUAUAGUCCCGUUCUCAAUGGAGGCUGAAAGUGUAGUGGAGCCGGAGUACAUCCCGGUGUUGAGAGACUUCUUGGAAGUCUUUUUUGAAGACAUUUAUGAAUUGCCACCUGAAAGAAAGACCAAUUUCGCUAUUGACCUCAUUCCAGGAGCAAGUCUGAUUUUUGUGGCACCAUAUAGGAUGUCACUAGUGGAGUUGACAGAGGUCAAGAAGCAAAUUGACUUGAGAUCAAGGUACCAUCAGAUCAGGGUGAAAGAUGAGGAUGUACCCAAGACGGCAUUCAGGACACGGUAUGAUCACUAUGAGUAUUUGGUAAUGCCAUUUGGAGUGACCAACGUGCCUACGGUGUUCAUGGACUACAUGAACCGAAUCUUCCAUGAGUUUCUGAAUAAGUUUGUGAUAGUGUUCAUUAACGACAUCCUGAUUUAUUCAAAGACUCAAGAAGAAUAUGCUGAGCACUUAAGAAUUGUUUUGCAGAUUUUGAGAGAGAGACAAUUGUAUGCAAAGUUCUCCAAGUGCGAGUUCUGGUUGCCUCAGAUUCAAUUCUGGAGCAUGUAG
This is a messenger RNA of Abrus precatorius (Indian licorice), 894 nucleotides long. RefSeq lists its product as uncharacterized. NCBI's taxonomy places the organism in Eukaryota, Viridiplantae, Streptophyta, Magnoliopsida, Fabales, Fabaceae. The coding region runs from base 1 to 894 and encodes 297 amino acids. The transcript is spliced from 3 exons. The record is from RefSeq and is a predicted model, not a curated record.